AUGCUUCUGUGCAACAACGCUAAUAAUCUUCAAUCAUUACUUUUUAAAGAACAAUGCUCUGAACAUCGGUUUGCUGAGCCGCACCAAGCACCAAAUCAAUAUGGACGCCCGCAUACCGGUACUAGCCGAAACGCUGCGCACCCUGCGCCUCCUCCUGGUUUCAGCCCGCUACCUGUGCCGACUUUUGCCGCUGCCCCACCGCAACCGCCAGUAAGCUCUUAUCAUGCACCUUCUAGCAGCGCACCAAACCUGGCUAUCAGAUCUAAUCUGCCUACCAGUUCGCCGCCAGUCAACAGUUGUGCAUCUCCGCCCGUAAGUUCAAGCCCUGCCUCCAGUGCACAAUAUGUAACAAACAGUUCUCUAUCUUCUAUACCACACACUUUUAGUGGCUGCACUCAGGUGAAGGCCGUACAUGCUUCUGCUCUACUUGGAACCGCUGUCGUUACAGUUCUGAACCAAUACAAUCAACCCUUCUUGUUGCGUGCUGUGUUGGACUCUGGUUCCAUGCGCUCCAUUAUCACCACCCGAGCUGCCACCGCAAUGGGUUUAGUUGUUGUGCCCGCUCAAAUCCAACUGAAUGGAAUCUCUGAAAAAAGGACAUCUGUCAAAGGCAUCGUGCAGUUAAGAAUAUUGUCCGAACCUCAAUUUGAUAUUGCUCUUUCUACUGAAGCUCUUGUAUUAGAUCAAAUUGCUGGCAAUCUUCCUGUCUUUCCGCUUCACCCCGCACUAAAGAAUUCGUUUGCGCAUCUGGACCUCACUGAUCCUAAUUUUGAUAAGCCUGCUGAAAUCGACCUACUGAUUGGUGCUGAUUUAUACUCCAACAUCUUUAUAUCCGCAGAAAAUUCCAUUAUUCCUGGUAACCCUGCCGCCUUUGCCACAAUCUUUGGUUAUGUUUUAAGUGGUAGAUUGAAUAUUGAGGACUCGCCCGCACCGCUCAAUGAAAUGCAGCUCAUUUGCACUAUGUUUGCACAGGAAGCACAGCUCAACACCAUCAUGAACAAAUUUUGGGAAACCGAAGAGGCCAUCCCUGUUCGAAAAGAGUCAUCACCUGAAGACGAGUUGUGUGAGAAACUGUACCGAUCCACUACUUAUCGCACCUCUGAAGGAAGGUAUGUUGUGGCACUGCCUUUCAAACCUGGCGCUCCCGCUCUGUGCAAUAACCGCAGCAAAGCAUACCGCAAUCAGUUAGGACUACUGAAAAAACUGAGUCAAUCUGAUGAACUCGAAACCAAAUACUCUGACUUCAUGCAUGAGUAUCGUGACUUAGGUCACUUGAAAAUCGCUGAUUCUGCUGUAGAUUACAUCAUACCACAUCACGCAAUAUUCAAGAAAAACGACAACACUCAAAAAAUUCGAGUUGUUUUCAACGCAUCUAGCAAAGACGCCAAUGGGCUCUCACUUAACGAUGUGCUGCUACCUGGAGCUAAACUUCAAACAAACAUAGUCCAAGUGUUAACCCGCUUUCGUUCAUACCGCUUUGUCAUCCUUGCAGACUGCAAACAAAUGUACAGACAAAUCUUGCUGAGACCUGAAGACUGCCAGCAUCAACAUAUAUUUUGGAAACCCACCCACCAAGAAAAAAUUCAAGAAUUUGAACUGUUAACAGUGACUUAUGGAUUAUUCUCUAGCGCGUAUCUUGCUCAGCGUACUCUGCAACAAUUAGUGGAGGACGAAGGUGAAGCUUUCCCACUCGCCAGUCAAGUACUGAAGUCGCAAACGUAUGUCGACGACAUACUUGGCGGAAGCAAUGACCUGAAUACCACACAUUCACUUAUCAAAGAACUCAAUGAGUUAUUGUCACUCGCCUCCUUCGAAUUGAGGAAAUGGAAUUCCAACACACCUGAGUUGAUUGAGCAUAUGUCGCCCGAAUAUUUGAGCAAUCAGGAAUGCCUGUUUGAUGAUACUGCAACCGCCAAAGUCCUUGGUAUUGUGUAUAGUCCGCUUGCCGAUGAUUUCCAAUAUUUCAUCUCUGCCUUUUCUGAAAGAAGCACGAAAAGAACAAUACUCGCCUUCAUUGCACGAAUUUAUGACCCACUGGGUUGGCUAUCACCGCUUAUUCUACUGUUUAAGUUAUUCAUGCGCACUCUGUGGUCUGAACGCCUUGGAUGGGAUGAUGAAAUUUCUACACCACUAUUAACUCAUUGGAAAUCCUUGGUUACCGCUAUCAACCAGUUACACCAGAUUCGCAUACCAAGACUGUUAGCUUGCUCCCAUUCCUCAAUUAGACUGUUAGGAUUCGCCGAUGCCUCAGAGAAAGGAUAUGCCGCCUGCUUGUACCUUCAUGAAGAAGUUGAAAACCGCUUUAUUGAUUGUCGUCUUAUUGCCGCCAAGAGUCAUGUUGCACCCCUCAAAACCCUAACAAUCCCUCGAUUGGAAUUGAAAGGCUGUCUCUUGUUAGCACAACUUGUAUCUGUCAUUUACCAACUCUAUCAGAAUACAACCUGCUGGAAAUUCGUCUCUACACUGAUUCCAAAACCGCCUUGGACUGGAUCAAUACACCUACUUACAAACUGCAGAUUUUUGUUGCUAAUCGUGUACAGCAAAUCACUCAAUUAG
Molecule: messenger RNA, 2556 nt
Organism: Nilaparvata lugens (brown planthopper)
Lineage: Eukaryota; Metazoa; Arthropoda; Insecta; Hemiptera; Delphacidae
Exons: 1
Coding region: 1-2556 (851 amino acids)
Source: RefSeq, a predicted model, not a curated record